CGGCGGCAGCGGCAGCGGCGGCAGGAUGAAGUUCGCCGAGCACCUCGCGGCGCACAUCACCCCCGAGUGGCGGAAGCAGUACAUCCAGUAUGAGGCUUUGAAGGAGAUGCUAUAUGCAGCUGUGGACCAGGCCCCUUCUAUAGAAGACACAGAUGAGGACACGGUGAAAAGAUGUUUUGCCACGUUUGAAGAGAAAUUCUUCCAAACCUGUGAGAAAGAACUUGCCAAAAUCAACAUUUUCUAUUCAGAGAAGCUUGCGGAAGCGCAGCGCAGGUUCACCACGCUCCGCACCGAGCUGCAAUCCACCCUGGAGGCGCAGAAGGAGGCCAGCGGGGCCUCCACGCUGCCGCGGCGCCGCAAACCCGUCUUCCACCUGUCCCACGAGGAGCGGGUCCAGCACAGGAACAUCCGAGACCUGAAAUUGGCCUUCAGCGAGCUCUACCUCAGCCUCAUCCUGCUGCAGAACUAUCAGAACCUGAACUUCACCGGCUUCCGCAAGAUCCUGAAGAAGCAUGACAAGAACCUGGAGACGACACGGGGGGCGGAGUGGAGGGUGGCCGAGGUGGAGGUGGCUCCCUUCUACAUCUGCAAGAAGAUCAACCAGCUUAUCUCCGAAACAGAGGAACUGGUGACCAACGAGUUGGAAGAUGGAGACAGACAGAAGGCAAUGAAACGUCUGCGUGUUCCACCCUUAGGAGCAGCUCAGCCUGUGCCAGCCUGGACUACAUUCAGGGUUGGAUUGUUCUGUGGGUUGUUCAUUGCACUGAACGUCACUGUCAUACUUUCAGGUGUGGCUUUUAUAGAUGGACCAAAUGUGUGGCCACUGGUGAGAAUCUAUCGAGGUGGCUUUCUCCUGAUAGAAUUCCUCUUUCUCCUGGGUAUCAACACCUAUGGCUGGAGACAGGCUGGAGUCAACCACGUCCUCAUCUUCGAGCUCAACCCCCGCAGCAACUUGUCCCAUCAACAUCUCUUUGAGAUUGCUGGUUUCCUGGGUGUUUUGUGGUGCCUGAGCCUGCUGGCAUGUAUAUAUCGUCAAUUCACCUACAUCCCCAUGCAGGUGAACCCACUCAUCCUGUAUGGCUUCAUGUUGCUUUUCCUCAUCAACCCUACCAAAACCUUAUAUUACAAGUCCCGUUUUUGGCUGCUCAAACUAUUGUUUCGAGUAUUCACUGCUCCCUUCCACAAGGUAGGCUUCGCAGAUUUCUGGCUGGCUGACCAGCUCAACAGCCUGGUGGUGAUACUUAUGGAUUUGGAAUACAUGAUCUGCUUCUACAGCUUUGAGGUUCAGUGGGAGGACAAUGCUGGACUUCUGGCAGAUACAGAUAAUCAGAUUUGUAACAGCUACUCCUACGGAGUGAGAGCAGUUGUCCAGUGCAUCCCUGCUUGGUUGCGAUUCAUCCAGUGCCUGCGCCGUUACCGCGAUAACAAACGGGCCUUUCAUCUGGUUAACGCUGGAAAAUAUUCCACCACCUUCUUCGUGGUGACAUUUGCAGCCCUCUACAGCACUCACAAAGCUAAAAACCACAGUGACACCCAAGUGUUCUUCUACCUGUGGAUUAUCUUCUGUUUCAUCAGCUCUUGCUAUACCCUCAUUUGGGACCUGAAGAUGGACUGGGGUCUCUUUGACAAAAAUGCUGGUGAAAAUACCUUUCUCCGAGAAGGAAUUGUCUACCCACAGAAAGCAUACUACUAUUGUGCCAUUGUAGAAGAUGUCAUCCUGCGUUUUGCGUGGACCAUCCAGAUCUCCCUCACUUCCAUGCAAAUCUUUCCCUACGCUGCAGACAUCAUUUCUACUGUGUUUGCCCCACUUGAGGUGUUCCGGCGGUUUGUGUGGAACUUCUUCCGCCUGGAGAACGAGCACCUGAACAACUGCGGGGAGUUCCGUGCCGUGAGGGACAUCUCGGUGGCGCCGCUCAACGCCGACGACCUGACGCUCCUGGACCAGAUGAUGGACCAGGAGGACGGCGUGCGCAACCGCCGCAAGAGCAAGCAGUGGAAGCGCAGCCUGAGCGUGUCCCUGCGCCGGCCGCGCCUCGGCACACAGUCGAAGGCUUCUGACACAAAGGUAUUGAUAGAGGACCUAGCAAAUGAAGUGAACACAUGAGAUGGCCACGUUCUCUUAUUCCACAUCCUUUGUUUUCUCGUUCUGUUCCCCUCUUCCCCAAGUAACCCGAGCUCUGGUACAGAUCCAGCUGAAAACAGGAGAAAACACUGAACACGUUUUCUGAGCUCUUCCAGACCAGAUCCUAUGGACUCCAACAAGCUCACUGUGUUUCGUUUCUUUUCUUCUGGGUUAAUUUUAAUGUUCUAUUUUAAACAAACAAACAAACAAACAAAAAUAAAAUAUUUUACUUUGUUUUGCCAAUAAAGAGGACAGUUCAGGAAAGAA
Molecule: messenger RNA, 2389 nt
Organism: Melospiza melodia melodia
Lineage: Eukaryota; Metazoa; Chordata; Aves; Passeriformes; Passerellidae
Gene: XPR1
Product: xenotropic and polytropic retrovirus receptor 1
Exons: 15
Coding region: 26-2104 (692 amino acids)
Biological process (GO): phosphate ion transport; cellular response to phosphate starvation
Cellular component (GO): plasma membrane; cytoplasm; Golgi apparatus
Molecular function (GO): inositol hexakisphosphate binding
Source: RefSeq, a predicted model, not a curated record